AUGGCAUCCGUCAACCUCCAACAAGUCCACGACACCCUGGUGUCGGUCGCCUUCGAGGCGGGGCGCAUGAUCCUCGCGGCGAACCCCAGCAGUAUCUCGACCGACACCAAGCUGAACGCCGUCGACAUCGUCACCGAAACCGACCAAGCCGUCGAGCGGAUGGUCUCGACCCGCCUGCGCGCCGCCUUCCCCACCUUCGCCUUCGUCGGUGAGGAGACGUACCAGGCGGGCGUCACGCGCAUCACCGACGCACCGACUUUCGUCGUCGACCCCAUCGACGGCACGACCAACUUCGUGCACUCGUUCCCGAACGCAUGCAUCUCCCUCGGGCUGGUCGUCGACCGCGUGCCGGCGGUCGGCGUGGUGUAUAACCCGUUCCAGGACCUGCUGUUCACCGGGGUGAAGGGGAAGGGGGCGUUCAUGCAGCGGAACGCGUCGCUGGAGGUAGAAGGCAAGGGCCGCGGGGAGAAGAAGGUCAGGCUGCCGCUGGGUGGGUUGGCCAACCCGCCGCCGCUCGGGGAUCUGAGCUCGGCGCUCGUGUCGAUCGAGUGGGGCAGCCAGCGGGACGGGGAGAACUUUGAGCUGAAGGCAAGGACGUUCCGGAAGCUGGCUGCCUCCAAGGAGAAUGGAGGCGGCAUGGUGGGCGGGAUGCGGUCGCUGGGCAGCGCGGCGCUGAAUCUGUGCGCUUGCGCGGCCGGCCAGUUGGAUAUCUACUGGGAAGGGGGCUGCUACGCGUGGGAUGUCGCGGCUGGGUGGUGCAUCCUGAACGAGGCCGGCGGCAUGAUGGCGAGCGGGAAUCCCGGGGAAUGGGAAACGGAGCUCGAUUCGCGCGUGUACCUGGCGGUGCGUGGCGCCAGCAGAGGGCAGAAGGAGAUCGUGGAGGAGUUCUGGAGGGUCAUCGGGGACGGCAGGAUGGAGUACAAGCAUUAG
Messenger RNA from Chaetomium strumarium, 930 nucleotides. RefSeq lists its product as uncharacterized. NCBI's taxonomy places the organism in Eukaryota, Fungi, Ascomycota, Sordariomycetes, Sordariales, Chaetomiaceae. The transcript has 2 exons. Gene Ontology annotation, biological process: signal transduction; inositol metabolic process; phosphatidylinositol phosphate biosynthetic process. Gene Ontology annotation, molecular function: inositol monophosphate 1-phosphatase activity. The record is from RefSeq and is a predicted model, not a curated record. Bases 1 to 930 code for a protein of 309 amino acids.